AUGCAAGAUACAGAAUAUUUUGACGACUUAGCAGAAACUUUGACAUCUGACUUUUACAACCACUUGUUCUCAUAUUUCAUGACAUUAGAUAUUUCUAAGUUCAAUCCAAGACAAAUUCCACAUACCGAAGAAAGACAAACAUUGUUAGAAGCAAACAAGAGUGUAUAUGAACUGUUCAUAGAUGAAACUGACUUUGUGUCAUUAGAUGAAAGGUCAUUGUACGAUUCGUAUAAACAAUAUUGUCAAGAAUAUGGUUAUAUGGCAGCGUCUAAACGAACAUUCUUGGCAAAUGUCAAAAAUCUUUUAGAUGUUCAGAACGGCGUAUAUACAAAGAAAAAUUUUUAUGAGUAA
Messenger RNA from Trichomonas vaginalis G3, 351 nucleotides. Its product is annotated as Poxvirus D5 protein-like family. The coding region runs from base 1 to 351 and encodes 116 amino acids. The record is from RefSeq and is a predicted model, not a curated record. The transcript has a single exon. NCBI's taxonomy places the organism in Eukaryota, Parabasalia, Trichomonadida, Trichomonadidae.